Molecule: messenger RNA, 975 nt
Organism: Cuscuta campestris
Lineage: Eukaryota; Viridiplantae; Streptophyta; Magnoliopsida; Solanales; Convolvulaceae
Source: the annotation of a GenBank genome assembly
UCUAUAUUCGUUCCACAAACUUCCAAUUAUGGUUGGUUAUCAAAAACGGGGAAGAGGUGCCGAUGAAGAAAGUUGGCGACAAGUUGAUCCCCAAGACCGAAGACGAGUUUGAUGCCAAGGACAUCAAAAAGGUCGAGAAUUAUGCAAAGGCAAUAAACAUGCUCUAUUGUGCCGUAAAUCCUGAUGACUACCGCAAGAUCUCCUGCUGCUCAACCGCCAAGGAGAUGUGGGAUAAGUUCGAGCACGAGAAGAUUGACGACAUGUUCGACCGUUUUUCCAAAAUAGUCAAUGAUCUUCAUGCAUUAAAGAAGACUUACACCGACAGGGAUCUUGUGCGAAAGAUCCUACGGAGCUUGACAUCCGGAUGGCGAUCCAAGGCCGAUGCCAUCUAUGAAUCAAUCGGCACAUCAAAUGUCACCAUUGACGGUCUAAGAGGUAAUCUAAAAACUUAUGAAUCUACUAUUCUUAACCCGUCUUUGAAUGACCAAAGGAAAGGGAUAACAUUAAAAGCCAUCAAAGAAUCAACAAUGAAUGAUUCAAGCGACGAUGAUGAAAUCAAGCUUGUCAUGAAGAAGUUUUGCAAACUUCUAAAGAAGAAAGAAAAGGUUGAGGAUGGCCAUGUGUGCUAUGGAUGUGGUGAAGCCGGGCACACCAAGAACAAAUGCCCGAAAAGCGGAAGGAAUGCUCGGCACUUCAAAAGGCAAAGGGCAUAUAUCUCUUGGGGUGGAGACUCCGCCGAUGAAUCAAGCGAACAAGAGGAAGAAGAGGAAGCAAAUCUUUGUCUCAUAGCUCAAGAAGAAGAGGAGUCCGCCAACAACAAAAACCAAGAGGUACGUAUUACUUCUACGAGUUUGCUAGCGCUUCUAAAACCAACAAAGCUUUAAAGAAACGUUUUUCUAAUCUUGAAACUGAGUUUGAAAAACUUCAAAAGAAAAACGAAAAACUAAAAGAGGAAAAUAAAUUUUAUGGUAAAAG